This is a messenger RNA of Zerene cesonia (dogface butterfly), 1977 nucleotides long. Its product is annotated as solute carrier family 23 member 2. Gene Ontology annotation, molecular function: transmembrane transporter activity. Bases 135 to 1865 code for a protein of 576 amino acids. The record is from RefSeq and is a predicted model, not a curated record. The transcript has 14 exons. Lineage: Eukaryota; Metazoa; Arthropoda; Insecta; Lepidoptera; Pieridae. Gene Ontology annotation, cellular component: membrane. Gene Ontology annotation, biological process: transmembrane transport.
CAGUCCUUUAUUGGCUCGCAACCGACGCGCGCGCUUCUAAAUGUCAAACAAUUUUAUACGACACAUAGUUCCGCCAGAUAUUCAUAGAUAGCGGGUACUGUAAAUUAUACAAGCAAAUAAUUUGAUGUUAAACGAUGGUCCACGAAAACAUACAAAUCGGUUUGGAGAACAUGAACGAAACGGAGGCCAGUAAUAUAAAUGGACAAAAGGAGGUUCGUAAAGGCAAUGUUACUUAUGGCAUUGACGAUAUACCACCUUGGUAUCUCUGCAUCUUUAUGGCUCUCCAACAUUAUCUUACGAUGAUCGGGGCCAUAGUAGCAAUUCCUUUUAUCCUGUGUCCCGCUCUCUGUAUGGAGGACACCGAUCCAGAUAGAUCUAAUAUUAUAUCCACCAUGAUUUUUGUUACAGGUCUUAUAACUUGGCUUCAAGCGACAUUCGGGUGCCGCCUGCCGAUAGUCCAGGGUGGGACGAUAUCCUUCCUAGUGCCCACGUUGGCCAUCCUAGGUCUGCCUGCGUGGAAAUGCCCAGAACAGACCACGCUAGCUGCUAUGAGCCAGGAGGAGAGGAGAGAGGUCUGGACCAGUAGGAUGUGUGAACUGUCUGGCGCUAUUGCCGUGUCAGCACUGUUCCAAGUCUUCGGAGGUUACUUCGGCUUGAUCGGCUCGCUGCUGCAGUACGUGACGCCGCUGACGAUAGCGCCGACGGUGGCGCUGGUGGGGCUCACGCUGUUCGACCACGCGGCGGCGGCGGCGUCGCAGCAGUGGGGGAUCGCGGCGGGGACGUUUAUAUUGUUGACAAUAUUCUCUCAAUGCAUGGGUGAGGUGAAGAUCCCCGCAGUCGCCUGGAGGAAAGGAGCCGGGUUCACCAUCAUAUGGUUUCCGUUAUUCAAAUUAUUUCCCGUACUGUUAACCAUCGUGAUAAUGUGGGCAAUAUGUGGGAUACUGACGGUAGCGGGCGCGCUGCCGCCGGGCCACCCCGCGCGCACCGACCUCAAGGUCAAUAUCAUUGAGGACGCGCCGUGGUUCCGCGUGCCCUAUCCCGGGCAAUGGGGUGUGCCCACGGUAAGUGUGGCCGGAGUCCUGGGGAUGCUGGCCGGUGUGCUGGCUUGUACUGUGGAGUCUAUUAGCUACUAUCCCACUACCGCUAGGAUGUGUGCGGCUCCCCCGCCUCCACUGCAUGCGAUCAACCGCGGUCUCGGCACGGAGGGGCUCGGCACCGUGCUCGCGGGGCUCUGGGGCUCCGGCAACGGGACCAACACGUUUGGGGAGAACGUGGGCGCCAUUGGGGUUACUAAGGUAGGGUCACGUCGGGUGGUCCAAUGGGCCGCGGGUCUGAUGAUAAUCCAGGGGGUGAUCGGGAAACUUGGUGCGGUGUUCAUCAUCAUCCCGCAGCCGAUCGUUGGUGGACUCUUCUGUGUUAUGUUCGGGAUGAUUUCAGCUUUUGGUCUCUCCGCCCUCCAGUACGUGAACCUGAACAGUUCCCGGAACCUAUACAUCAUCGGCUUCAGCCUGUUCUUCCCGUUGGUGCUGACCCGGUGGAUGUCCACCCAUCACGUCAUCGAUACCGGCCUGGAGCCGCUGGAUGCUGUGCUGCAAGUGCUGCUGUCCACAUCCAUUCUGGUGGGCGGCGUGGUUGGAUGCGUCCUGGAUAAUCUGAUUCCUGGCACUCGGGAAGAGCGCGGCCUGGACAAGUGGGCGCAGGAAAUGUGCCUGGAGGCGGGCGGCGCUGGUGCGGGGGACACUUACGACUUUCCCAUUGGCAUGAGUUUUAUACGAAGGUGGAAUUGGACAACAUACUUACCAUUUAUGCCAACAUAUGAAGCUGGUAAAUUCACCGCGUUGUUCAAAAGGAAAAAGGAAAGCUGAAAUAUUGAAUAAUAAAUGGCUGGAAUUGAUUUCCGAACGAGAAGGAAAGCAGAGAUACAUGUUUCUCGGCGAUAUUUUAUUAAUUGUAUAUUGUAUUAAAUGAUUAUGUUUC